GGCUGUUGGUUGGUCUAGAAGGGUGUAGUGAGGAAUUUGCUAUAUUUAGCUAGAGAUACAAUUAACCUGCAUUUAUUUUAAGGUGGGUGACUAUCUAUGUAGCAGAAUAUAUUCUACUGUUAGAAUACGACUGUUGCCUAAAGUAUUAGCUAACGUCAAUUUGCAGGACAUGUGCUCUGUUACCCAUCUAGCUAGUUGGCUAACUUUAGCUAGCUGGGUAAUCCUUACCACAGACCACAUAUAGCUCUUAGCUAUUACCUACUGGAAAGACUGUCGAGUAACUACAUAGAGUAACUACAUAGCUAGAAACGAUCACCAUGGAUGGUUGUGGGGAAGGCAGCGGGACCAACAGACUGAUGGUGGAAAAGCUAUCCUUGUCCUGUGAUAGACUGCUAUCUCACCUACAGCUGGCCUGCUGUCCCUCUCACUGUGCCUCACCACUACAAGGGAAGGACCUGUUGAUACACUGCCUCCUGGACACAGAGCUGAAGGCCCUGCGACUGACUGGUCACCAUGGAGACAUCUCUGCCAUGGUGUUUGGGACAGGUAGAGACCCUCUCCUGCUCUGCUCUGCCUCUGCAGAUUAUGUCAUAAUCUGGGAUAUCCAGCGCUGCUACAGGAGAACUAGGGAGGGGGUAGUUGCGUCUGGUACAGUUAUUGGGACACUACUGGGCAAGGUAGUCCAUCUGUCAUUUUGUCCCUGUGAUGAGCGAGUGGCUGCAUGCUCAGGGGCGAAAGUAUACAUACUCAACUCCAAUAUAGAGGAAGCGUUGUCUGUGCUGGCUGGCCACCUGGGACCUUUGACAGCAGCUGAGUUCUGUCCAUGGGACAAAGACAUCCUGGUGUCCAUAUCAGAAGACCGCACGUUUAAGGUUUGGGGAUUAAAAAUGGAACAGAUUCUCUAUCAGUCUGCUGUAUUGUCAGCAUCUCCACUACUCAGUAUGUUGUUCUUGGAGAAGAGCAGGCAGCUUGUCACUGGUUCUGCUGAUGGACAGGUGUGGAGCUUCACUCUUCCUGAGGACCACAGAUGUCAUUUGGUGACCAAAUUGGACCUUCACAAGGUGCAGCAACGACACCAAAGACACCUGGACACAGUGGCCCCACAGACUGGUGGUGUACUAGGAAUCACUCCAGACCCGGUGGAGACGGCAAAGCCAGUCCUCAGAAUUUGUGCUUAUCACAGGCGGCUACCUGACAUUGAUCAUGGGCAGCAGAGCUGGGUGUGGAUGGGAAGCUCUGAUGGCCUCUACCUGGUUGACCUGGGCACCUCUGAGCUCCACAUGACACUACUUUUCAGAGACCACCCCAACUUGAGCAUAACCAUGGCUGGAUCAUGGGCCAUGUCCCAAGGACUGGAUAACAGUAUGAUCUUUGUGGUGACCUCUCUAUUUGAGGCCCUGGUGUCUGUAUUGGAGGUGAGACUGCUGGGGUCAGGGUCCGUGGACAGCCUCUGUCAGCACCUGGAGGGGCUCUCCGUCAUGCCCAGUGCCCCUCUGAUGCCUGAAUCUCCUCUCAACGCUGAGUUGAAAAAGAAGGGUCCUAAACCUCCCACAAAAACAGGGAAACGUGGUGUGAAGGAGCAGCCUCUAGUUUUCCACACACAGGUCAAGUCAUCAGGAUACACACAAUGUCCCCGAAUGACAAUGUUCUCACCCAAGACCAAUGUUCAGAAGAAGACCCCAGGACCUACAAAGACCAACAAGAAGAUAGGAUGUCUCGUUAGUGAAUACCCAGGAGACACUGCAGCACCCAGUGUCCCACACACUAACCUCAGCACAGUCAAAACCCCUACACCAGUUUGCUGUACCCAAUACUCAGGAGAUGGAAAGCAGAUUCUGUGUGGUCUGGGAGACAGAUCUGUAUUGUUGUACAAGUCCUCCCUCACUGGCACUCCAGCUGUUUACACAGGUCAUGACAAGGCAGUGAGCAGUGUGGCCUGGAGUCACAGCAGACAGUGGUGGCUGAGUGCCUCAGAAGACAGGACCCUCCGCCUCUGGCCCACAGGAAGUCCUGAGCCUGCCGUUACCAUGGGGGGUGAUGAGAAGUUCUCCAAAACCAUCCGGGGGGCUCAGUUCUACUACCUGGAUAAGUUCCUGUUACUGGCAUCUGGUCCCUCCCUACACCUCUACCUGUAUCACCUGGAUAACACACAGGACGACAUUAAAAGGUACCAGCAGAGGAGUGCCAUCAAACUGAUAAGAUGUUUAGAGACUAAAUCAGGAACAGACAUCACUGCUGUGUCAGUCAUCAACGACUUCUACUCCUACAUAGUGCUGGUGAGUGGUGCUGACCGCUCCAUCCAGGUGUUGGACAUGAACACAGGGACAGUGGCCUCACAGCUCCCUGAUGCCCACAGCAGAGCUGUCCAUCACAUCACACAGAACAAGGGCUCUAUGUUCAGUAGCCAGACCCCAGACUCCUACAACCUCUUCCUGACCAGCGCAGUGACCGACGGAGUUAAGCUGUGGGACCUGAGGACACUCAGGUGUGUGCGGCGGUAUGAGAACCACUUGAAUCGCUGUCAUCCCUGCACCGCAGCCUUUUCACCCUGUGGACGAUUCAUUGCUUCUGGCUCUGAAGACAACUGUGCCUAUGUGUAUGACAUCCGCAGCAGCAGCUACCUCCACAAGCUCCAGAGACACUCCGACACCAUCCUCAAUGUGACCUUUAACCCUGCUACACCUGAGCUGCUGACCGGGACUCUGGACGGGAGGCUGAGUCUGUUCCGCCCUGGCAACGCCGCCAUCAGGGUCACCCUGUCAUGACAACUGGAUCCCAUUACAACAGGCAAGCGCAUUCAAACAUUUGAAAGAAAGCAAAUGCUAUAUGAACCCAGGUCUGGACCUGACAAUGACGCUUGUGUUAUUUACACCAUACUGUAAUGGGGACCAACGGGCCUCGUUAGCUAGAGAGCUUCCUUUUAUCCCAUUGGCUGUGAUCUCACAGUGAGGCUUUACAGAGGGAUGGAUGCCAGGGCCUGGAGAGUUACAGCAGCAUUACUGAGACCCAGGGGCUACAGUGACAUCACCAUCUGACUGCACCGCUCAGCAGCCUGCGAGUCUGACACGCAGACGUUACUACAUACUAACACACCCAUCCACAUGUACAGAUGUAUUUACAUUAGAAUGGAGACACACACAGACCUAGACAGAAAGAAAAGACUGGUAUGUUCAGUACAGAACUAUAUAUCACCUAUAUCCCAACAGUACAGUAGGUGAAAUUUGAAUAUUCAAGAUUAAACUGAUUUGAAUGCAUACAGAAUGCUUAACUGUUUUUGUGCUUCUUACUGUCCUUCUCCGUUCCACACUUCCAUAGUUCUGGCAAUUAGGCCUACUGCUCAGAUAACAUAUUUCUCCCCCCUCUCCCUGUUGCUGAUGGUUUGAACAUACACUUAGUGUAUAAAACGUUAGGAACGUCUUUCCAUGACAUAGACUGACCAGGUGAAUCCAGGUGAAAGAUAUGAUCCCUUAUCGAUGCAACUCAAUAUAAGGAAGGUGUUCAUAAUGUUUGGUAUACUCAGUGUAUGGGGAAGGUACUGUCCUGUACUGUCUGGAUGGAACAAUAUGUAUGGUGGAGACAGUCAGGGUACUAUAGAUCAGAAGACAACCGCUAGUGUUCUUGGCCACUAAAAGGGAACCAAUAUGGCAUCUCAGGUUUUUUUUAUAGACUUUGUAAGGAUUAGGCAAAAGAUCAAUAGUCUGGUCUCGGUUCCUGUCAAGCUGAUCAAAUUUAAAUGUUGAAAGAUAAUGAUUCAAUAAUUCCACUCUGAAACCUUAUAAUUGUAUGAAAUUGAUUAGAAUCAUAAAAUUAUAAUCUGAUCAUGUGUGUAGUUUUAGCCAGAAUUAGGUUAAACAAUGUAUCUGUAUAGUGGAAAAACACAGACUGUCUGAGCAAGGCGUAGCUCAGGAUUUGAACUUGUAUGUGGGGGCCGAAGAAAGAUACAGAGAACAGUUAAACUGUGUUUGGACCGACCUGGUUAGGCCUCUGAGGAACUUGAUGGCAUAGGGAGUACUUCUCAAGGUUUCCCUAAUCUCGGGGGAAUGGAAUUGUCGGCUGGGUAGUGAUACACAGUGGUGAGAACUAUGGAGAAGGAUAAAACUCACCUACUGUUUGUGUGGAAGUAUGUGCGUAGGAUAUAGAGGUCGACCGAUUAUGAUUUUUCAUCGCCGAUACCGAUUAUUGGAGGACCAAAAAAGCCGAUACCGAUUAAUCCGCCGAUUUUUUUAAAGUGUAUUUGUAAUAAUGACAAUUAUAACAAUACUGAAUGAACACUUAUUUUAACUUAAUAUAAUACAUCAAUAAAAUCAAUUUAGCCUCAAAUAAAUAAUGAAACAUGCUCAAUUUGGUUCCUUGCUCAAAACAUGAGAAGAUAUGAAAGCUGGUGGUUCCUUUUAACAUGAGUCUUCAAUAUUCCCAGGUAAGAAGUUUUAGGUUGUAGUUAUUAUAGGAAUUUUAGGACAAUUUCCCUCUAUACCAUUUGUAUUUCAUUAACCUUUGACUAUUCAAUGUUCUUAUAGGCACUUUAGUAUUGCCAGUGUAACAGUAUAGCUUACGUCCCUCUCCUCGCUCCUCCCUGGGCUCGAACCAGGAACACAAUGACAACAGCCACCCUCGAAGCAGCGUUACCCAUGCAGAGCAAGGGGAACAACCACUCCAAGUCUCAGAGCGAGUGAUGUUUGAAACGCUAUUAGCGCGCACCCCGCUAACUAGCUAGCCAUUUCACAUCGGUUAUACCAGCCUCAUCUCGGGAGUUGAUAGGCUUGAAGUCAUAAACAGCGCAAUGCUUGACGCACAACGAAGAACUGCUGGCAAAACGCACAAAAGUGCUGUUUGAAUGAAUGCUUACGAGCCUGCUGCUGCCUACCACCGCUCAGUCAGGUACUUGUAUGCUCAGUCAGAUUAUAUGCAACGCAAGACAUGCUAGAUAAACUAGUAAUAUCAUCAACCAUGUGUAGUUAACUAGUGAUUAUGAUUGAUUGAUUGUUUUUUAUAAUGCUAGCUGGCAACUUAACUUGGCUUACUGCAUUCGCUGCAUUCGCGUAACAGGCAGUCUCCUUGUGGAGUGCAACGAGAGGCAGGUGGUUAUAGCGUUGGACUAGUUAACUGUAAGGUUGCAAGAUUGGGUCCCACGAGCUGACAAGGUGAAAAGCUGUCAUUCUGCCCCUGAACGAGGCAGUUAACCCACCGUUCCUAGGUCGUCAUUGAAAAUAAGAAUGUGUUCUUAACUGACUUGCCUAGUUAAAUAAAGAUUCAAUAAAGGUGUAAAAAAAAAAAAUCUGAUUGUUAUGAAAACUUGAAAUCGGCCCAAUUUAAUCGGCCAUUCCGAUUAAUCGGUCAACCUCUAGUAGGAUACCUACGGUUUGUGUGGAAGUAUGUGCGCAGCUAUAAAAUGGAUGUCUUUGUAUAAUGAACUUCAGAACAUUCUCGUGAAUAAACACUUUGAUUUUUGUAA
Molecule: messenger RNA, 5452 nt
Organism: Oncorhynchus nerka (sockeye salmon)
Lineage: Eukaryota; Metazoa; Chordata; Actinopteri; Salmoniformes; Salmonidae
Gene: wdr27
Product: WD repeat domain 27
Exons: 25
Coding region: 318-2765 (815 amino acids)
Molecular function (GO): protein binding
Source: RefSeq, a predicted model, not a curated record